AUGAAGCUCAAUCAUUUAGACCUUAAGAUUAAUGUCGAAACGCCACGAAUCAUCCUCAGAGGAGCGCUGGACGAGUCUGUUGGGUGUGUACUACGUGGAUUUGUCGUGUUUUGCAUAAAGGAGACAAUUCGGGUCAAAAGUCUCAAGUUACGGCUUUCAGGCAGAAUGAGGAUCAAUUGCACUGAACGUGUGCUGAGUUGUGCCAACCCCCGUCAACACAAAAGGGAAAUAUCUGUAAUUGAGAAUGAAUGGGUGUUUCUUGAACUUGCCAAGAAGUGCCAUGUCCUCAUUCCCGAUACCUACCGAUAUCCGUUUGAAUUUGUUAUACCAGGAGAUGCGCCUGAAUCCGUUAAGGACCAUUGUUACGGAAGUCUGUUGUACAAACUCAAAGCAGUGGCCGAAAGACCCGGAUUAUUGACCAAUCUGGUCGAUCGUCAGCCACUGGACGUAAUAAGACAAGACAAUGAUCAAGACAAUGAUAUGCCAAUUCAGAUGGUAAAUUUGUGGCAAGACCAGAUGGAACUGGUUAUUACAGCACCUAGAAAAAAGGUCUAUCUUGGCGAGCAUGUGUCAAUCGAUUUUUUUAUCAAACCUCUUGGCCCUGGGUUCCAAGUACGAUAUAUUUCGUGGUUUUUGAAAGAGUAUACUUCGUUUCAAGUCGACGACAAUACCAUAGAAGCUGAGCCCAAGAUAAUUCGAUUCCACAGAGAUGAUCAAGGUGCAACAAUAGACCCAUACUGGCAGAAAACAGAAGUAGUCUUUAUCCCACACUCAGCAGAUGCCGUGAGGUGUGACACGACGAGCGGGCGGUUAAAGAUUGAGCACAAAGUCAAGUGUACAGUAUCAGUGGUGGAUGAAGAGGGACACGUGCAUGAUUUACGUGUGUCGCUACCCCUAGUAAUCGCAGAAGUCAGACAAGAAGAAGACGAAGAAGACCUUCCCACCUAUGAGCAUGCUAUACAGACAGAGCAGUACUCACCAACGCCAUGCACUGUUAGCAGCAUUCCUGCAUAUACCGCAAUCUGGCUCGCACCGCAAGCACCAGACGGCCAAAAUCCAACCACCUGUUAUACUUUGAAUAAUUAUUUAAAUUAUUUUAAGAUACUUUUACGUAGAUAA
Molecule: messenger RNA, 1119 nt
Organism: Phycomyces blakesleeanus NRRL 1555(-)
Lineage: Eukaryota; Fungi; Mucoromycota; Mucoromycetes; Mucorales; Phycomycetaceae
Exons: 2
Coding region: 1-1119 (372 amino acids)
Biological process (GO): ubiquitin-dependent endocytosis
Cellular component (GO): cytoplasm; cytosol; plasma membrane
Molecular function (GO): ubiquitin protein ligase binding; protein-macromolecule adaptor activity
Source: RefSeq, a predicted model, not a curated record